Molecule: messenger RNA, 1263 nt
Organism: Alternaria atra
Lineage: Eukaryota; Fungi; Ascomycota; Dothideomycetes; Pleosporales; Pleosporaceae
Exons: 4
Coding region: 1-1263 (420 amino acids)
Cellular component (GO): cytoplasm; SBF transcription complex
Molecular function (GO): transcription coregulator activity
Source: RefSeq, a predicted model, not a curated record
AUGAUGCCCAUUGCACCAGCAGAACACGCGAAUGCCAUCCAUACAGCAACCGUUGCUACUGCAAACAACACAGAGCCCCACGACUCGCAAGAGUCGGUUCAAUCUGCUGUGUCUAGCACCUUCUCGGCACCGGCACUACCCUCCUCCUCGAGUAACCUGUCCACCUUAACCGCUACGGAAACCGACCUUACCACCCCUUCUUCGACCAAUGUAGCAAGCCAAAAUAACGCUACAGAGGCACCAAUGCCCAAGUCGUCGAGCCAAAGCACUGGUGGGGACGUGCGAGCUGCACCGCACAUCGAUACAGCAGCCGCCAACGCGCUGCAAACUGGUGGCACAGCAGCUAGUUUCAUGCCACUAGAGUCUCCAACAAAUCAGGGCUCCAAGAGAACUGUAGAUGGAUCUCUAAAGAGUGCUGGGCUAGCGCCCGAAACACCAUCGGUGCGCACAUAUGCACAUAAGAGGAACAAGAGCAUGGACACCCAUUCAGUCACUCGCAUUGGAGAGUUAUCCGCACAGCUUAAGACACGUCUUUCCUACGCCAUGGUCAAGGUCCAAAACGGCUGGGAGAAGCAGUCACUCGAGGAGCUGGAAGAGAGCCAGUCACAACGUGGAUCGCCCAACUCUGCUCCUGGGAGGAGUGAUCAUUUAGCGUUUGAUUCACCUGGUACUACCGACCGCCAAAGAAGACCGAGCGGCGUUUCUGAUAUCUCAGACCAAAUGAUCAUGUCCCCUGCUUCCGAUCCAACUCGGUCACUUGCAGGAACCCCAGCUUCCUACUGGCGACCAGGCACCCGCCCUGCAAUGAAUGCUGCUGCAAACCUCAUCUCUAUCACUGGGGCACAGCCUGGCUAUGGCCUUGCACCAGCUCCGACUUUCCAGAGUAGGCGGAGAAGUCGUUCCAGCGUCUCACAUAUACCCCCUCCGCUCCUUGGGGCUAGCCAAAGAAAACACUAUAGCGACGUUGGUGCAGGCCCACGAUCACCAGCAACUCCUCGAGCAGGUAUUCUUCGCAUGCCAAGCCAACAAGCCGAGAAGGACGCUGUUGAUACGUUGCUCUUCAUGAGUAGCCCCAACAACUCUCAGCGCUUCCCAACAAGCGGCCAGCCACAACCGAGUUCACUCAGAGCUGAAGCACCUCAACGACGCGUCAUGUUCGAAGCUUACCCUCCACAAGACAAGCGCGCUAUGUACCAGCCAUCAAUGCCUGCUCCGCCCCAUCACCACCAACACGGACCGUAUCCCGCAUACCCAGCGAGAUAA